AUGAUGGAAGAUGUACACCGCAAAAUCUGGCAACCCCUCCACCCCGCUAUUCGUGACCGUCUAGAUCCCCAAUACGUCGCCUACCAUGAGGCACAUCUACAGUAUAUCGAACCAGAUGAGAUCAAGGAUUGGGAUGGUUCAACAAGAACAAAGAAGGUCUCUCUGCCGCCGGGAGGAACCAAGCCUAUUCCCGUUGGAAGUAUCAACGACUAUGAUGUUGGCCGGUUCAGGGUGAGGAUUUACACUCCUACAGGCCAGUGUGAUGAGCGAGGCUGGCCUGUUCUCGUUUGGUUCCACGGCGGUGGAUGGGCAGUGGGAGGCUUGAACAAUGGUACAGAUCUUUGCUGCUGGGCCUGUGAGAGAGCACGCUGUUUAGUUGUCAGUGUCGACUACGGUCUCGCCCCUGAAAAUCCAUUCCCAGCUGCGGUCGAGGAUUCGAUUGAUGCUGUGAGAUGGGUUGCAUCUUCUCCAGCCGAAUUACAGAAAAUAGACACUUCGCGUAUUUCUAUUAGCGGAACUUCAUCUGGUGCCAAUCUAGCCGUUGUCGCUGCUCUAUCUGCAUCAAGCCCAGAGGUCGCAUUACCGACCGCGCGACCUUCACUCCAAAACGCCAUGGCCCACCCUCCAGUAUCACUACUUCUGUUUAUACCAGUAGUCGACAAUACUGCUACUGUCGACGGAGUCUGGAAGCCCAAUGCAGAGACUGCCCCUUGGCUUACACCUUCUCGAAUGGAAUGGUAUCGUAAGCUCUACUUUACCCAAGACGACCAUCGUUCAAGAUGGGACGCAAGUCCUAAUCUAGCCCCGGAUAUUCUUCUCAAGAAACUCCCAAAGACGUGGAUGGCAAUUGCAGAAAUGGAUAUUCUUGCUCCCGAGGCGUCGAAAUUCAGUCAGCAAUUGCAAGGGUUGGGAGUUGAUGUCGAGACCUUGAUCGUGCAGGGUGGAACGCACUCGAUUCUUUCUCUUCACGGCGUCAUAGACCGAGGAUACAAGAUGAUAGAAGACGCAAUCAGGCAUUUGCAAAACACAUUUGGCACUGGUUAA
Fusarium poae is the source of this 1044-nucleotide messenger RNA. RefSeq lists its product as uncharacterized. Lineage: Eukaryota; Fungi; Ascomycota; Sordariomycetes; Hypocreales; Nectriaceae. The record is from RefSeq and is a predicted model, not a curated record. The transcript has 2 exons. Bases 1 to 1044 code for a protein of 347 amino acids. Gene Ontology annotation, molecular function: hydrolase activity.